Aspergillus welwitschiae is the source of this 1003-nucleotide messenger RNA. RefSeq lists its product as uncharacterized. Bases 34 to 957 code for a protein of 307 amino acids. Lineage: Eukaryota; Fungi; Ascomycota; Eurotiomycetes; Eurotiales; Aspergillaceae. The record is from RefSeq and is a predicted model, not a curated record. The transcript is spliced from 2 exons.
CUGGCUGGAGGUCGUAGAUCCCUGCUGGAAGAUAUGUUGGCCCGCAUUUUUUCCCCUUUCAUACGUACUUUGGCACCUAGGAGUGAAUCGUGUCAGACUUUACAUAAAAGCUCAUCUCCAGUCGUCAACUCUCUGUUCCCGCUACUUCAUGCAAGGCCCGCAUACAAUAUGGACUCAAUAGAUUCAAUCCUAGAUGCGGCUACUAUUCUUUCUCGCAUAUCAGAUAUCGAUCGAGAAAAUUUGCUCGCUCAUCGAGCCAAGCUUGAGGCUGCGUUUCGCAACUUGAAAUCUUUGUUGAAAGCAAGCGAUGAAAUCGCAAGCGGCAGAAGCCUCCUGGGCUUCCUGGAGAGAAAUGAAGGAACUAUCAGAGAAUGGUUUAGAAAUGCUGGUGAGUCAGACAACAAGAGCGAGGGAGACUGGGUAGAUGAAGAUCCCCGAAUCGUGGAUCUGUCCAUUGUCGACCAAGAGAGUUCUCUUGACGAGAGGUUUCGGGCCGGUCUAAGUGCAAUCAAUUUGGCGUCCACGUAUAUGACAUGGGAACAGAAUCGGCUCAAAACUGUGAAGCGGAGGAGAAAGACGAGAGUGGAUGCGCUGUGUGAUAAUCUGGGCGCUGGAAACAGAUCGACCUUCUACAAGGAAUACGUUGAUGCGUCCGACAACUUCCGAGACAAGGAGAAGGCGAAGAAUUACAUCGAGUAUGGUGUUAAGUCUCUUGUCUUUGGCAGGAUGUUCGUACGCCAUAUGCAGGUGUAUGCUGGCGAUAUGUCUACGGACGUCCAUCUUGGUGUGCUCGGGAUACUAUUUCUAACGACUUAUUUUCGGCGCGUAACUUAUCCCAAUAUCCCGCUGCUUGUUAACGCUAUACUCUCGUCUGAUUGGGGAAAGCUCGCUGAGGAGAAGACUGAAUGGGUGUCUUCUCGACUGAAACAGAACGACGGUAAGCUCCACAGAAAAUAGUCCCGACCGUCCGUCCUGACAUGUCCCCAGAUCGCAUCCAACGAGU